Molecule: messenger RNA, 2332 nt
Organism: Rana temporaria (common frog)
Lineage: Eukaryota; Metazoa; Chordata; Amphibia; Anura; Ranidae
Product: protein-glutamine gamma-glutamyltransferase E-like
Exons: 14
Coding region: 87-2240 (717 amino acids)
Biological process (GO): peptide cross-linking
Molecular function (GO): protein-glutamine gamma-glutamyltransferase activity
Source: RefSeq, a predicted model, not a curated record
AAGAACGUAUGUGUCACUAUAUAGGCUAGCUGUGAUUACUCGAGUCACACAAUAGUCACAGACACCGAAGUAUCAACACAGACAUCAUGGCAGGAGCUGGAUCAGGUCUGCAAUUGACCAACUAUGACCUACAGGUCCAAUCUAAUAAAUCCAAACACAACUGUGAUUCUUACAUGGGCAAUGACCUGGUAGUACGCCGUGGACAGGAAUUUAACAUAACAAUGCAGUUCAAUGCACCUGUGAAAGCUGGAGACCGGCUACAGUUCACUGCAAGUCUUGUUCCCACAACAGGAGCUAACUCCGUCCUUGACAACACUUUCACGGAUUCAACAUCACCUUCACCAAACAGCUGGGGAGCUCAAAGAGGCUCGAGUGAAUCCACAUCUGUGAACAUCACCAUCUUCCCCCCUAAUAAUGCAGCAAUUGGACGAUAUGUUCUAUACUUGACGAGUGGAGUCGCCAGGCGCAUUGGGGAGUUCUUUCUGAUCUUUAACCCUUGGGCUUCAGGUGAUAUGGUUUACUUGGCAGAUCAAGCCCAAAGACAGGAGUAUGUGUUGUCAGAAUUUGGUCUUAUCUUUGGUGGUGAUGUCAGCUCUCCCGCUCAGUUUCCCUGGAACUAUGGGCAGUUUCAGGCACAGAUUCUCUACAUCGCUUUCGUACUGCUGGAUUCAACGCUGAGUUUUCGCAGAAAUGCUACUGAAGAUGUCAGAAAACGCAACGACCCUUUACACGUCUGCAGAAACCUGAGUGCUAUAAUAAACAGUAAAGAUGAUAAUGGAGUGGUGAUGGGUGACUGGAGCGGGGACUAUUCUGGUGGUACAAACCCCAGUGCCUGGAAUGGAAGCACAAGCAUUUUGAAGAGCUGGUAUGAACGCAGACAGUCGGUAAAAUAUGGACAGUGUUGGGUUUUUGCUGGCGUUCUGUGUACAGUCAGCAGAGCCCUGGGUUUACCCUGCCGGGUAAUUAGUAAUUACAAUUCUGCCCAUGACGCAAACGGCGACUUGUUAAUAGAUAAAUACUUUGAUGUAUCUGGAGAACCAGUAAUGUUAAGCGAUGACAGUGUUUGGAAUUUUCAUUGCUGGAAUGAAUUUUGGUGCAUUCGACCUGAUCUUGGUAGCUCUUAUAAUGGAUGGCAGAUUUAUGACUCAACUCCUCAAGAAACAAGCGAUGGCAUUUUCCAACUAGGUCCAACAUCUCAAGUUGCCAUAAAACAAGGAGAUGUGAAUAAGCAAUAUGACACUGUUUUUGCAUUUUCGGAGGUAAAUGCAGAUGUCAACUACUAUACUGUACAGACUAAUGGAUCAAAGUCAAAAUACAAGACAGAGACAGCAGAGGUUGGCGUAUUAAUCUGCACAAAAGCUCUGGGUUCAAAUGUUUAUGAGGAUAUCACUCAUAUGUACAAGUUCCAAGAAGGCACUUCCAAAGAGAGAGAAAUUUUCAGGAAAGCCCAACAAAUAGUUGGUGUAAGUUCUGGAUUCACGGCAUUUUCAGCUGAUGGAUCUGCAGAUUCCACCCCUGAUCGAGAACAAGAUGUUUCUGGAGCAAUAAUCUUUUCUGGAACACCCCAAGUUGGGGAAGAUAUCACCGCAAUACUGACGCUAACAAAUUUGAAACCUACAAGCAAAAAUGUCACUUGCAACAUAUCCGUGGCUGCGGUUGUGUACACCAAUGCAGUGAGACGCUCCAUUCUCAAGAAAACUGUCAAUGUGCAACUUAAUCCAAAUGAAGGUGGGGGGCAGGGAUUUCCUGCUUGCUUGUCCUGCAUUCCAACUAAAAAGAAAAAAAAGUUUGUGAAAGAGAUCCCAAUUCUUGUGAAAUACUCUGAAUAUGAAAAAGCCUUGACAACAGAUUCCAUGAUCCAGGUGACGGCAGUGUGUCAAGUGGAAGGCUGGGGUGAUCUAAUGGUGGAAGGUAUUAUUACAUUGAAGAAACCAAAUCUCAUAGUUCAGACUCCUGGAACAGUCGAGGUGGGCAAAUCAACGACUAUUGAAGUUAAAUUUACAAAUCCUCUGCAGUUCCCAGUAAAUAAUUGUGUGCUAACAGCAGAGGGUAGUGGUUUAAUAGAACAUGAAGUAAAGAAGAGUGUUGGUACCUUGGAACCCGGAAAAACGAUGACUGUGACUAUGGACAUCAAGCCUUUUGCAUCCGGACACAAACAUUUGUUAUUGAAUUUAUCAAGUGACAGAUUUAAGGAUAUUAAGGAAUUUGUAGCUCUGUCAGUGUCAGAACUUGCGUCAUAACUUUGGCUGCAAUAACAGUUUUUUUGUUUUAUUUAAUUUUUUCAGAACCCACUGUUAGCUAUUUACUGAAAAUAAAGAGAUCAUUUACUUUA